This is a messenger RNA of Trichomonas vaginalis G3, 599 nucleotides long. RefSeq lists its product as uncharacterized. The transcript has a single exon. Lineage: Eukaryota; Parabasalia; Trichomonadida; Trichomonadidae. The annotation marks the transcript as partial. The record is from RefSeq and is a predicted model, not a curated record.
AUGUACGCCGCUCAGAAUAUAACGCCAACAGUUUUGGAUGCUAUGAAUGGAAAUGUUUCCGAAUGGUAUAACGAAUGCGACAAUGCCAUUAGAAGGUCAGAAAUAGUUCCUGGAACUUACGAAUAUACAACUGCUGUUUCUUAUGGAAACGUAGGUGAGUUUGGAGAAGGUUCUUCAACAACAGUAGAUAUUGCUUGCGACAGGUUUCAUAUAAUUUCUAUUGACAACUCUUUCUUAUACGUGGAACAAGACAUUGAAAUAAAACCUUCUGCCAAGUUGUCUGACAAGAAAGGUUGCAAUGGAAUUUUCUAUGUCGGAUACCAAUAUGCUCCAGAAGUUUUCAUGGGAUAUAAGAUAUAUUCUAACUCUGACUUAGUUCAAACAGUAACAUGGGCAAACUAUGAAUGGUUCGCUUUGAGAAACUCAGUACAACCACAAGCUAGAGAACAAACAGACCAGUAUGCAACUAUUGAGAAAAUAAGAAGACUUGACCCUAACGUUCCAGGAGUUUAUGUUGACCUUUCUGGACAAACUGCAGCAGCAGUAACCAAAGUAAAACUGAAACUUAGAGUUCCUUUGUCAUCUUUCCUCAUCUUCAG